AUGGCAUCAUUAACGAGCCUCGAUCUUGAGAAGCGAAAGCGCCUGCCGACUCUUUUUGAAGUUCUCAGUCGCUACACACUCGCUCCUGUCGAUCUCUUCUCAUUCUACAUCUACAUGCGAGACCAACAGCGAUCGGUUGAUUAUUUGGAUUUCUGGCUCGAUGUCUCACAGCAUAUGUCUCUUUGCCGGCAUUACGUUCGAGAACUACGUCGUUCAGUGCUUGUAGCCACACCCGAAGGCGGCAGCAGACCGUCCUCAACCAUGCUCGAUAACAUUCCCGACAUUCCCACUGAAGCAGGUCCGUCGGGUUAUUAUGGUGUUUCCUCUGAAAAAGACGCAGACUCCAGACUGUCGGCAUUUUUACGCUCUGAGAACCCAUCACAACCUUCGCCGCCAGUAAGUGGACAUUCAGAGAAGCACUCGUCAGAGGAACGGCCGCCGCGUCCCAGCUUCAUGAACUCCACACCCGAAACCCGCUACGACUCUUCAAACUCUCCCGGCCAUACAGUGGCGCGAACAGAUAUUCGACGAAGCGCAGAAAAGAUCUUGUACACAUAUCUCAUCCCCGACUCAGAGCGUGAAAUCGUCCUGCCCUCCGACAUGCUGACCUCAAUUAUUGAAAUGGUGGAACGCGAUGGCCGGGAUGACCCAGAAGUGUUCGAUCAGGCCAAGGAUUAUGUCUUUCAAGCCAUGGAACGAGACGCUUUCCCAGGAUUUUUGCAGGCAAAAGCUCUUGGAAACCUUGUUCCGCUCAGUAUUCUUGCGCGUUUAGCGUUUGGAUUGAUUAGCUUUUGGGGUGCCUUUUGGGCAUCGUUUUAUGUUGUUUUGACUGAUAAACCGAGGGCAACACGCUGCUGGGUCAUACUCCCAUUCGUGGUGGCAUCGUACUUCAUCACGACAUACCAAUACAAAAUCGACCCGUUCAUGGCUCUACUCGGUUUCAGCGAGUAUACAUUUAUGAAUUGGCAGAGGAUACAAGAACCAUAUGUCCGUUCUCUGCUAAAUCAGCGCGCCUUGGUGACGUUGGCAUAUGCCCUUCUCAUCGCUGCCGCGUUGAGUAUACUCUUUAUUCUUGUGCCGGGUACUAUGCUAUGA
Messenger RNA from Talaromyces marneffei, 1095 nucleotides. RefSeq lists its product as uncharacterized. Bases 1 to 1095 code for a protein of 364 amino acids. Gene Ontology annotation, biological process: intracellular protein localization. The transcript has 3 exons. NCBI's taxonomy places the organism in Eukaryota, Fungi, Ascomycota, Eurotiomycetes, Eurotiales, Trichocomaceae. Gene Ontology annotation, cellular component: plasma membrane. The record is from RefSeq and is a predicted model, not a curated record.